This is a messenger RNA of Caenorhabditis angaria, 2515 nucleotides long. NCBI's taxonomy places the organism in Eukaryota, Metazoa, Nematoda, Chromadorea, Rhabditida, Rhabditidae. The record is from the annotation of a GenBank genome assembly.
AUGGAGCUCGAGCACCUUCCGCGGGAUUUUCGAAUCCCGAAUUCGAAAAAAUCACAUUUUCCACGUGGAUUGGGAGAAUUGACGGAUCGAGGAUUUGAGAAUUCGUGGAAAUUGGGAGAAUUUUUAGCGGAGCGAUAUGUGAAAAGUGGAUUUUUGAAUGCGGAUAUGAAAUCUAGAGAGGUUAGUUCAAGAAUUUUCGAAUUCCUGGUGAAAUUUCGAAUUUUUAGACACUCAUAUUCAUAAAAUUUGAAUUUGGGACCACUUGGUGGUGCUUAUGGUCCCAAAUUUCAAAAUAAAGGAAAAUAUAUGAAUAUGGGUGUCUAAAAACUCGAAAUUCCACCAGAAAUCCGAAAAUCACCACUAGAAGCUCUGAAUUUCGCUAGAACUUCGAUAACUCAAAAAUUAAAUUUUGAAAAUUUUUCAAAAUCUCUGAAGUUCUGGAAACUUUUAGAGAUUCUAAUGGUGAUUUUCAGAUUUCUGGUGGAAUUUCGAGCUUUUAGACACCCAUAUUCAUAGGGUUUAGAUUAUUUUUGAGUUUUGGACCUUGAGCUCCACUAAAUGGUCCCAAAAUCAAAUUUUCACCAAACUAUAUCAAUAUGGGUGUCUAAAAACUCCAAAUUUCACCAGGAAUCAGAAAAUUGACUUCAAAAUUUGUUCCAGAUGUACUGGCGAUCCGUAUACAUCAAUAGAUGUUUAGCGACCGCAGCUACAGUAGGCGCCGCCAUGUUUUCUGGCGCCAAAAAACACCUUCACCCGGCAAUUUCCACCGAAGAAUCUGAUGAGACACUUUUGAACUACGAUACGAUGAAUUGUCGAAGAGAACAUGAGAUUUAUGAGGAAUUGUGUCCAGGUUAUCAGAAUAUGCAUUUUAGAACUGUAAGUUAGCCUAACUCAACUUUUUUGGCUGAAAUUUUUAGAGAAAAAUUUUUUUUGCAGUGGCCAGAAUUUGAGGAAUUCAUUGCAAAUUGUCUGAAUUUCACCAGGGAUCCGAUUUUUGAAAAAAUCAAAUUUUCUGAAAUGGAAGCCCAUUUGAAUGAGGUGAGAGGGUUUUGGGCGUGGUUUUCCACGUGGAAUCUGAAUUUUUGGCUGAAAAUUACUGCCGAAUUCGAGAUCUACGUGAAAUUUUGGUCUAGAACAAUUUUUCCCUGGAGAAAAUUGAGGAUUUAGAGAAAAAGUGACCCCCCUUCUAGAUAUUCAGGGGGGUCACCAGAAUGCUUCUAGGCUCAUUUUCCACGUGGAAUCUGAAUUUUUGGGUGAAAAUGAGUGGCGAAUUCGAGAUCUACGUGAAAUUCUGGUCUAGAACAUCUUUUCCCAGCGAAAAUUGAGGAUUUAGAGAAAAAGUGACCCCCCUAUUAUAGGUGUUCAGGGGGGUCACCAGAAUGCUUCUAGGGCUCGUUUUCCACGUGGAAUCUGAAAUGUUGGCUGAAAAUUAGUGCUGAAUUCGAGAUCUACGUGAAAUUCUGGUCUGGAACAUUUCUUCCCUGGAGACAAUUUAGGUUUUCGGGGAAAAGGUGACCCCCCUUUCUAGAUGUUGAGGGGGGGGGGGGUCACCAGAAAGCUUCUAGGCUUAUUUUCCACGUGGAAUCUGAAUUCUGAGGUUAAAAAUAGUGAAAUAUUCAAAUUUCCCGCCAUAUUUCACCCCAGAAACCUAUAUUUUUGCAGUAUAAAAAUGACAUACCUCUCCCGGAAAUUUUGGAAAUCAACAAGCAAAAAAUCUCGAAAUUUUAUACUCAAGUAACCCAUAAAAUACUCGGAAUUGGAGAAUUUCAAAAUAUUCAACUAAUGCGGAUAAAAUUCGGAAAUCUUAUCAAAACUUUGCAAGAAAAUAUGAAAAAAGCAUGGAGUUGUUUUGAAGAAGGAGAGCAUUGUACAAGGAAAAUGAAGAAGUUCAAAGUUUACUCGACGGUUGGUUAUUUUUCAGGGGAUUCUGGGAUUAUUUUCGGAUUCCUGGUAAAAUUUGGAGAUUUUUGAUACCCAUAUAUAUGUAGUUUGGUGAAAAUUUAGUUUUGGGACCAGUUGGUGGAGCUUAUGGUCCCAAAUUUCAAAAUAUAUGAAUAUGGGUGUCUAAAAGCUUCAAAUUUCAUGGGGAAUCUGAAAAUCAACAUGAAAAUUGCUGAAAUUAUCUAGAACUUCAGAAAUAUCUCGAUUUCAGUAUCAAAAUUCUCCAAAUUUUCAGCAAGAUUGGAUUCUAAUGGGUGUUCUCGAAGUUUUUGGUGUUCUAAACAUCACUCUUGGCCAGGAAAUGGCCGAAUACAAUACAAUGAUUAUUUUGGAACUUUGGAGCAUCGAUAAAAAUCCGGAAAUUAAAUUAUUUUUCAAAAAAGAUGAGGUCAAAACUGAGCUGAUUCAAAUAAAACCGGAAGAAAUUCGAGGAAAAAAAUUGGAUUUGCAAGGAUUUUUGGAAUGUUGCACAGAGUAUUGGAAUAAUGGAACUUCGGCUUGCGACGCGAAAUUUUUGAAAUCGCGCGAUUUUGUCGCGUCGCGACGUCGCAAGCGAUUUGCUGGACCGGAAUAA